Nerophis lumbriciformis (worm pipefish) is the source of this 921-nucleotide messenger RNA. RefSeq names its product olfactory receptor class A related 6 (gene ora6). Gene Ontology annotation, biological process: neuropeptide signaling pathway. Gene Ontology annotation, molecular function: G protein-coupled peptide receptor activity. The record is from RefSeq and is a predicted model, not a curated record. Gene Ontology annotation, cellular component: plasma membrane. NCBI's taxonomy places the organism in Eukaryota, Metazoa, Chordata, Actinopteri, Syngnathiformes, Syngnathidae.
AUGCUUGACUUCUCCUUUUACCUCCUGACCCUAAGAGUCGUCAUCUCCUGCAUUGGGCUGCUAGGUAAUGUGGUCCUCAUCCUUUCCAUCAUCCACACCAGGGUCUCCUCUCUCAAAACAUUUGAGCUCUUUCUUAUGGGACUGGCCACGGCCAACCUGGAGGAGAUUCUCAUUGUCAACAUCUACAACGCCCUUCAGUUCUCCUCAGCAGUCUCAGACGUUUGGUACUGUCGCUCGCUGAAAUUCUUAACCGUGUUUGGAGAAAUCAGCAGCAUUCUCUUUACCGUCCUCAUUAGCGUCUAUCGUUACCAGAAGAUGAGAGAUGCCUACAAAAGGAUCCACAUUCGCAUCUACCUGGACAACACCCGAGCAGCUUGGAUAGUGAGUGGGCUUUGCGUCGGGAUUUCAGUCCUGCUGAGUGUCCCCAUUUUUGUCAUGAACCUGCAAGGACAGGUGGGGAACCUCACAAGGAACAACACAGGAUGCCCACCAGACUUCUUCCUUUGCAGCAACCAUGACAGUCCAACAAUCAACUGCAUUUACAAAUAUGUCUUUAUCCUGCUGUGCAAUCUGCUACCGCUGAUCAUCGUCACGCUCACCAGCGGCCUCAUCGCCACCGUGCUGCUAAGCCACAGGACAAUUGUGACGCCUAUUGCCAGUGUGAGUGGCUCGACCCAGAUCGUUAGAAAGCAUAACAGAAGGUGGUUUCACCGUAGCACACUUGCUAUCCUGGCGGCCAUGGCACUCUUUCAGGUGGACUGGACUCUCUAUCUGCUCUUCCAGUUGACUUUCAAUCCCAAGGAUGUCCAGUUUUGGGCGGAAAUUGAGUUCUUCAUAUCUACGUCCUAUACGUCCAUCAGUCCAUAUGUGUACGGAAUUGGGAAUAAAUGGUUCUCCGCCAGGAACUUCAGAAGAAAGUAG